CACCCGACCCCCAACCCCCAUCCCCAGUGGGAGCCGCCGCCCGAGAGGCCGGGCCGUCGUCUUGGGAGGAGCCGCCGUCACCUCCGCCAUGGAGCUGAUCACCAUCCUCGAGAAGACCGUCUCUCCGGAUCGGCUGGAGCUGGAGGCAGCGCAGAAGUUCCUGGAGCGUGCGGCCGUGGAGAACCUGCCCACGUUUCUUGUGGAACUGUCCAGAGUGCUGGCAAAUCCAGGAAACAGUCAGGUUGCCAGAGUUGCAGCCGGUCUACAGAUCAAGAACUCUUUGACAUCGAAAGAUCCCGAUAUCAAGGCCCAGCACCAGCAGAGGUGGCUCGCCAUCGAUGCUAACGCUCGGCGGGAGGUCAAGAACUAUGUUUUGCAGACUUUGGGCACAGAAACCUACCGGCCUAGUUCAGCUUCACAGUGUGUGGCUGGCAUUGCUUGUGCAGAGAUCCCGGUGAACCAGUGGCCAGAACUCAUUCCUCAGCUGGUAGCCAAUGUCACAAACCCCAACAGCACAGAGCAUAUGAAAGAGUCCACAUUGGAAGCUAUUGGUUACAUUUGCCAAGAUAUAGACCCGGAGCAGCUACAGGAUAAAUCCAAUGAGAUCCUGACUGCCAUAAUACAGGGGAUGAGGAAGGAAGAGCCUAGUAACAAUGUGAAGCUGGCUGCUACCAAUGCACUCCUGAACUCGCUGGAGUUCACCAAGGCAAACUUUGACAAAGAGUCAGAACGGCACUUUAUCAUGCAAGUAGUCUGUGAAGCCACACAGUGUCCAGAUACAAGGGUACGAGUGGCUGCUUUACAGAAUCUAGUGAAGAUAAUGUCAUUGUAUUACCAGUACAUGGAGACAUAUAUGGGUCCUGCCCUUUUUGCAAUCACAAUUGAAGCGAUGAAAAGUGACAUUGAUGAGGUAGCUCUUCAAGGGAUAGAAUUUUGGUCCAAUGUCUGUGAUGAAGAAAUGGAUUUGGCCAUUGAGGCUUCAGAGGCAGCAGAACAAGGACGGCCUCCCGAGCACACCAGCAAAUUUUAUGCCAAGGGAGCACUACAGUAUCUGGUGCCCAUCCUCACACAGACGCUAACUAAACAGGAUGAAAACGAUGACGACGAUGACUGGAACCCUUGCAAAGCAGCUGGGGUGUGCCUCAUGCUUCUGUCCACCUGCUGUGAGGAUGACAUUGUGCCGCAUGUCCUUCCCUUUAUUAAAGAGCACAUCAAGAACCCUGACUGGCGGUACCGGGAUGCAGCAGUGAUGGCUUUUGGCAGUAUCUUGGAAGGACCAGAGCCUAAUCAGCUCAAACCAUUAGUGAUACAGGCUAUGCCCACUCUAAUAGAACUAAUGAAAGACCCCAGUGUAGUUGUUCGAGACACAACAGCAUGGACUGUGGGCAGGAUCUGCGAGCUGCUCCCUGAAGCUGCCAUCAAUGAUGUGUACUUGGCACCCCUGCUGCAGUGUCUGAUUGAGGGCCUCAGUGCUGAACCCAGAGUGGCUUCAAAUGUGUGCUGGGCUUUCUCCAGUCUGGCUGAAGCUGCUUAUGAAGCCGCAGAUAUAGCUGAGGAUCAAGAAGAGCCAGCCACCUAUUGUUUGUCUUCUUCCUUUGAACUCAUAGUUCAGAAGUUGCUGGAGACCACAGACAGACCAGAUGGACACCAGAACAACCUGAGAAGUUCUGCAUAUGAAUCUCUAAUGGAAAUUGUAAAAAACAGUGCCAAGGAUUGUUACCCUGCAGUGCAGAAAACCACCCUGGUCAUUAUGGAGCGACUGCAGCAAGUGCUUCAGAUGGAGUCCCAUAUCCAGAGCACAUCCGAUAGAAUCCAAUUUAAUGACCUCCAGUCUCUACUCUGCGCAACUCUUCAGAAUGUUCUCCGGAAAGUGCAGCAUCAAGAUGCUUUGCAGAUCUCUGAUGUGGUCAUGGCCUCCCUGUUAAGGAUGUUCCAAAGCACAGCUGGAUCUGGGGGAGUGCAAGAAGAUGCCCUGAUGGCAGUUAGCACACUGGUGGAAGUGUUGGGUGGGGAGUUCCUCAAGUACAUGGAGGCCUUUAAACCAUUCCUGGGCAUUGGAUUGAAAAAUUAUGCUGAGUACCAGGUGUGUUUGGCAGCUGUUGGCUUAGUUGGAGACUUGUGCCGAGCCCUGCAGUCUAACAUCUUACCUUUCUGUGAUGAGGUGAUGCAGCUGCUCCUGGAGAACUUGGGGAAUGAGAAUGUUCACAGGUCUGUGAAGCCACAGAUUCUGUCUGUGUUUGGUGAUAUUGCUCUUGCCAUUGGUGGAGAGUUUAAAAAAUACCUAGAGGUCGUAUUGAAUACUCUGCAGCAGGCCUCCCAAGCCCAGGUGGACAAGUCAGACUUUGACAUGGUGGAUUACCUGAAUGAGCUAAGAGAAAGCUGCUUGGAAGCUUACACGGGAAUCGUCCAGGGAUUGAAGGGAGAUCAGGAAAACGUACACCCGGAUGUAAUGCUGGUACAGCCCAGAGUAGAAUUUAUUUUGUCUUUUAUUGAUCACAUUGCUGGAGACGAGGAUCACACAGAUGGAGUCGUAGCCUGUGCUGCUGGACUGAUAGGAGACUUGUGUACAGCAUUUGGGAAGGAUGUACUGAAAUUAGUAGAAGCUAGGCCAAUGAUCCAUGAACUAUUAACUGAAGGACGGAGAUCGAAGACUAACAAAGCAAAGACCCUUGCUACGUGGGCAACAAAGGAACUGAGGAAACUGAAGAACCAAGCUUGAUCUGGUACCAUUGGGAUGAUGACCUGAGACCCCCACUGGAAAUCUCCAAUCUUUUGAAAAAACCCGGAAGUGAGGAGUGUGCACGGAUGCUGAAUGUUUGGGAAUGAGAGGAUGAGUGAGUGAGGCUUAAACACACCACAUUGAAAAUCCUGCCACAGCCGACAACAGCAGCGCUGUUAGUGAGCUAAGUAAGCACUGACUUUGUAGAAAAACAUAACAUCAGCCAUCUUGGAACAGAGAAACAAUGGAUUUACUUACUUAUUAAAAACAAAAAACGCUGUCUCUUCCCGGGGAAGGCUAGAAGUAGCCUUCCUGUUUUGGCCGGUGCCGAAUGGGAUGACUGGUUUGGGAGAGGAGGACCUGGGUUUAGCUGUGGGGCUGUGUUGUGAAAGGCAGCCAGGUCCCUGCUACUGAGGAGAAAGAUGGAGCCCGGGUCUUGAGCCCACCUUCACGGUACCAUUGCAUUUGGUACUGUCUAUGUGCCGGUUAGAAGGCGCGUGGGGGAUUUCAGUCUGCGAAUGAGUGUGUGUGAGUGAGGCGGUACCCACAUUCUCAACUUCAAGUCAUUGCAGUUUCUUUUUCCCAGAAAACAAAGGGGUUGAUGUUGCAUUUCAUAAACUAACUGAUGUUCUGGCUACUGAUGCAGCACAAGAGAUGUGUUUAACAAAAAAAAUGAGGAAAGACGCUCUUUAGGUUUGGUUUGGUUUCAUUUUUAAUUAUUCUAGGGAAAACACUGACGAAUGGUCAGAGCUCCUGUCCUGAUCUUUUCAUCAAGGCGCCUUUCCUGAUGAUAUGGUUCCGCUGUGAAUGUAGCUGUGGGGGGAGGGGGGAGAAAAAGAAAACUCUGGAGUUAGAGGAUAUAGAAAAAUAAAAGUACAGUUGUUACAGACACAAUGCAGACUUCAAAGACAGAAAAAGCCACAACUCAAACCAAAAUUUUUAAAUGCUUGAAAAUUGGCAUCACAAACAAGCUUUCUCCCGACUUAUAUUGUGGCAGUCUGAAUGCCCCAGAAAACUGUGCCAAAGAGUUUAGAAAACAAAUGUACAAUAAAAGUAAAUACGCACUCAAAACCGCAAACUUGAGGUAACUAUUUUGAAUUGCAAAUGACAAAAAUUUAAUGUUGGACGAUCUGAUAAAAUAACCGUUUGGAAACUGCUUGGCCUUCUGUUCUUUUCUCUGAUUGACUGCAAUGCGGUGUUGGUCUCUUGCUGCACUUCAAAACCAACUAACCAGUAAGACAGUGUGUGUGUAUCCGUAUACACACACACUAACUACAACUGUUGUGAUAAGAAUGGCACUAGGAAAAAGGUUCUAUUUUUCCAUUGAAGUUGAAGAUUAAUAAAAUGGUGUCAAACAUU
Molecule: messenger RNA, 4078 nt
Organism: Psammomys obesus (fat sand rat)
Lineage: Eukaryota; Metazoa; Chordata; Mammalia; Rodentia; Muridae
Gene: Kpnb1
Product: karyopherin subunit beta 1
Exons: 22
Coding region: 89-2719 (876 amino acids)
Biological process (GO): protein import into nucleus
Cellular component (GO): nucleus; cytoplasm
Molecular function (GO): nuclear import signal receptor activity; small GTPase binding
Source: RefSeq, a predicted model, not a curated record